Messenger RNA from Ruditapes philippinarum (Manila clam), 2477 nucleotides. RefSeq lists its product as uncharacterized. The transcript has 10 exons. Lineage: Eukaryota; Metazoa; Mollusca; Bivalvia; Venerida; Veneridae. Gene Ontology annotation, molecular function: protein binding. Bases 198 to 2477 code for a protein of 759 amino acids. The record is from RefSeq and is a predicted model, not a curated record.
GUCGCGAGGUAAACUUGACUUUUAACACGGAAGUACUCCAUACGAAUCGAGACAAAGAUAUUGCUUAUCUGAUCGAAAAUAUGCUAUCCUAGAGAUGUGUUUAGUAAAACUAUGGUAAUCUGUGUUGAUAGAACAUGGAAGCGUGACAAUACAAGUGCAGAAGAGUCUGAUAUAUUGAGAGAUAUGAGAUUUACAAGAUGACAGCAGUGAUAGAAGGUGAUGAAUAUGUUGCCAUCAAGUCUGUGCACGCUGUCCCAAGUUCGGGCAAUGGCGCAGAUCCGUUCCUGCCCAUUAUCAAAGGCGAGAUGGUCACCGUAGUAUCCCAUGUAGACAAUCACCGCCUGUUAGUUGAAAAUAGAUACAAUAUACAAGGUCUAGUCUACCGCCAUCAUGUACAUCCAGCGGACAUAUAUGCUCGGGAAGAUUUCUUCUUGUACGACUUUACGUCAAAAAUGGCCGAGCGGAUUCUAUCGGGCAGGGAAUUUGGGACGUUCCUACUUCGUUAUAAUUCAAGAGAUUCAGAAAAGAUUGUCCUCAGUGCCAAGUUUGACAGUAUUGUACAUUACAGUUUUACAAAGAAAGGCGGGGGAAUAGAGUAUAAUGAUAAGACAUACCUAUCUAUACCAAGUUUCAUUAACAAAUGUAGUAAUAAGAAAAUGCAUGGACUUGCUGGGAAGCUAGGGAAAUGGUUGAAACAAUCAGAUUUGAAUUUGCCAAAUAUUACCACAGGGAAUGUAGUUACUCUUCAGUCAAUACAGAUGAGAAUAGUGGCGGGUACGGUAGCUGUCGCUAUAGAGGAUUUCCCAUCAUUCAAUGUGUUGUGCCUACAGGUUGUUAGGAAGAAAUUGUACACAGUAUUACGUGCAUGCAGGAACCCAGACUGGUUUAUAGCUAGGGACGAAAAUGAUAAUGAAGGGUACGUACCUGGGUAUGUGUUGGACUGUUAUAUACCUCAAUGGUUUCACGGUUGUCUAGAGAGAGAAGAGACAGAGAGAUUAUUAAACAAGACAUGUCGUGAUGGAACAUUCCUAGUGAGGGAGCGACUCACAAAACUCGGAACAUAUGCCUUGUCAGUAUGGUGCCCUGAUCAAGUUGUACAUGUUCCUUUAGUGUUUGAACAUGGUCAGUUCACAACUGGUGCAGACCCCCAAUUGCCAAAAUUUAGUUGUUUGUUGGACUUAGUCGAUCACUACAAACAAGAGACGCGAUUUUGGACGGCCAAGGAUGAAUGUGUGCGAAUUUUGUUCCCGUUAUCUCGGCAAGAGACCUCGCUGCCAGAAGAGAUACAGAAAAUGGAUCUGGAAUCUAUUGAAAUGUACUUCAAGGCUCUGAAAGAGGGCAAAGAACAUGUUCGAGACAUUAGGUUAAUGGUAAUAGGUCACCAUGGUGCGGGCAAAACUACGUUGACUGAGAGACUGAUGGGUAAACCGUUCACACAGGUGGGCAGUACCAACGGUAUUGAGAUACAUGUACGACAGUGUCAGUUCAAUGUAAAAACCGGAGCUUGGACCAAACAGAGAGUUGGCUCCGCCUUCUUUGAUGAUGAUGAGGCUCAUAAAAUGAGGUUGUUGCGUCUGCUAGAAUCACCCGGUUCUGACGAAGAAAGCUCUUCGGUUAUAGAAGAUUUCCGACGAAUGGGUUCUCCAAUUGAUCCCCUAAUGCACAGGAAUAGCUCCGCAGAUAUAGGUCAUCACAAGGGAAGUAAAUCUGACCUGUCCAAAACUAGUUCACCAGAUCUCUCUUCGGGAAGAAAGAAUGGUAUUCUCGCCUUAGGUAGUCAAAGCUCCCUGGCAUCGUUAAAGAAUCUUGAUUCACCAUCGUCUAAAGAUGUUACAUUUUCUCUUGAAGAAUCUCCGACUACUAACGGAGAAACAAAAUAUGACUGUAUGAAAACAUCUAUAAAUGCUACAGAUUUAAAUUUGACUUUUCGGGGUUACAAAUCUUUGAGCAAGAUGAGAAGCAGUACAAAGAUUAUUUCUAUAGAUGAUGUUCUAAGAGGCAAUGACCAAAAUGAAGUCAAGAUAACCGAUAUAGAAGAGAUUCUACUCUUUCUCAGGUACCAGCAUGCAGUCGGUCAUCUAAUAUACUCAGAAGAUGAUGAACUGUCAGGCAGUAUCGUCCUUGAUCCCCAGUGGAUCAUCGAUGCCUUUAAAUCACUCAUUACUGCAGAAAGAUUUGUCAAACUCCAUUCAUCGCUUCGUCCGUUGUGGACUCAAUUGCAGGAAAAGGCGAUGUUGAAAGACGAGCUGAUCGACGGCAUUUGGCAAGUUGUGAAAGAUGGAGCUUUUAUGAAAGACAGGGAUAUACUAUUGACAUACAUGGAGAAAUUGGACAUCAUUGCCAGACCAAAAAUAGUGCCAGAGGACGGAAGUGUGAUUAAAGAAAUUUGUACAUUCCCCUUGAUGGAACUAUUGCCGUUCCCCAACAGAAAAACACCUUUCUCAUUUUGGGUAUUGAAUGUGAAAGCGGGAAUCUGA